This is a messenger RNA of Cephus cinctus (wheat stem sawfly), 3426 nucleotides long. RefSeq names its product neuropeptide CCHamide-2 receptor. The record is from RefSeq and is a predicted model, not a curated record. Gene Ontology annotation, molecular function: G protein-coupled peptide receptor activity. Gene Ontology annotation, cellular component: membrane. Gene Ontology annotation, biological process: G protein-coupled receptor signaling pathway. Lineage: Eukaryota; Metazoa; Arthropoda; Insecta; Hymenoptera; Cephidae. Bases 498 to 1682 code for a protein of 394 amino acids. The transcript has 7 exons.
UUCUUGAUCUUUCAAAAAAAAACACUUUGGACUCGUGCACUGACUAUAGUUUAGAAUUAACUUGAUAAGAAUCUUAAAAUAUUUUCUUUCGUUUUUUUACUUUUUUAUAUCUGUUCUCCGUUUUUUUUCCAUUUUCAUGCACGUUCUUUGGGUAUUCUCCUACCUUCGACUUUAAUCUAAAGGAGACCAAAAGGUCUUGAAAGUUUCCGCGCUCGCCCAUCCUAAAAGUUAUCUUACAGUUUAUAAAGGAAUUGAGGGUUGUUGGUGUAUCUUUUAAUCCUUCGUUAAUCCACGAAUUGACGUUCCGAACCUGCAAUUCCUUACCAAGCAACGGUAAUAAUGGAAGACAAAUACGCUCAAGUCAAUUUACGAGGAACUGAUUUUUAAAGUGGGUUAAAAGAACAAGAGACAGAAAAACGGUUUCGUAAAAGAGACAAUCAAGAUUUGAAGUUUCGUCGAGAAUGGAAAUCUGAAAAAAUUCAAUCCAGUUUACGACGAUGAUGCUGGAGCUCAAUCUGACCUUAAACGCUUCUCCACCCACGAAGUUUGAGUUUGACGAAGAAAGUCGAUACGUGCCGUACGAUCAACGUCCUGAAACAUACAUAGUACCAAUAGUAUUUCUACUGAUCCUGGUAGUGGGAGUUGCUGGAAAUGGAGCUCUGGUACUUACGCUUUUACGUCAUGCUAACAUGCGCAACAUACCUAACACGUAUGUGUUAUCACUGGCGUUGGGAGAUUUACUGGUAAUCAUCACGUGUGUACCAUUCACAUCGAUCCUUUAUACCAUUGAAUCCUGGCCAUGGGGAUUGGUAGUAUGCAAGUUGUCGGAAUGCGCCAAAGACAUUUCCAUAGGCGUUUCCGUAUUCACGCUAACGGCACUAUCCGCGGAAAGAUACUGCGCCAUUGUGAAUCCCAUUCGACGACACGUAGCAGGACUCAGUGCCAAGCCAUUGACCAUCCUGACUGCAACGUUAAUCUGGGUCCUGGCGAGUAUCCUGGCGAUGCCUGCAGCACUUUUCUCCUAUGUCUUGACGAUACCUUUAACAGUAAAUCACAGUAUACUGGUUUGUAGUCCAUUUCCAAAAGAGUUUGGACCGAGCUACGAGAAGGGUAUGGUCCUCUUCAAGUUCCUGGCCUAUUACGCGAUACCACUCUGCAUAAUAGCAGGGUUCUAUCUAUGCAUGGCACGCCACCUGGAAUUAUCCACCAGGAACAUGCCCGGCGAGCUACCCGGCGCGCCGCACCAGCGCGGCCAGAUACGAGCCCGUAAAAAGGUCGGCAAGAUGGUCAUAGCAUUCGUAGUGAUCUUCAUCAUCUGUUUCCUCCCCUAUCAUACCUUCAUGCUGUGGUUCCACUUCUACCCAUCAUCCAAGGAUGCCUACGAUGACUUCUGGCAUACCUUUCGCAUUAUUGGAUUUUGCCUAAGCUUCAUAAACAGCUGUAUCAAUCCAAUUGCGUUGUAUUGCGUAAGCGGGGCAUUUAGAAAGAGGUUCAACGAGUAUCUCUGCUGCUGUGUACCUGGUGCUCGACGACGCGAAGGUGGCGAGGGUCGUUUCCCACGAACCCGUGGUGACGCAAGCACCCUCUACGAGACGAGCUUUCACUCAACCUACAGAAGGCAUACCCAAGAAUUGAAUUCGACUACCCUCUUCAAUAUGGGAAACGAAGGAAAGCCAGCUUGAGCUAGUAAGACCCGUGAAAAGACCUGUGUCCCUUUUUAGGACACGACGAAGAAACAGAAAUUCAGUCGAACCUGUAAAUCACGCGUAGGGAGAAUCGAUGGGACGUUGAGAAAAAAAAGGAAAGUUUGGAUAAGACAUAUGAGAGGAAAACAAUUAAAGGAAGUACAGGGAUCUAUACGUCACGAAAAUAAUGACGUAUAUGUAACUAGAAUCAUGUGUGAUGAUAUACGUACUUAUUUCCUCGAUGCUCAGUUAUACAUUACGUAUGUAUUUAUGUAGGUCAUAUGGACUAUAUAUUUGAUUCAUGUUACAGUACGAGAUGUCAGAGAUCCCGAUGCGUCAAAUACACGUCUAUGUAUUUUCAGCAUCCAUAAAGAUUCUGUAUCCGUAUCUACUUAUAUAUAAUGUAUAGAAAUCUUAUGACGAGAUGAAAUUCUAACAUAUCCAGCUGUCACUGGACGAGGAAUCAUCCUGCCAGUUUCUUCUGGAGGACGUUGAUGGAAGUGAAGCGGUACAUUUGGGCACAGCAUCCUGGACUCUAUCUUUAGAGUAUAUCGUUUAAGAGAUUCAAGUGAGAAAGAGGUGGCGAGAAAUAAACUGUAUUUUGACUAUUUCUUACAUUCUCGAAUAUCAAUGCAAUCCUUUCUCUCAGAUAUUAUUCAAACUCGUGUUUUAUAUUUACAAAUCGAUUCGACUGGUCCAGUCGAUGCACAGGAUUGGACCCAGUAGCAAUCAUCUUGCCUUUUCUUUAAUCUAUAAAAAUGUAUUAUAUUAUAUUAAGUAUGCGUGUGAUAUUGUCGUAUCGUACCUCGAGUAUAUUUUACUGUAUACAAAGUAACGUUGUACAUAAUCGUAUAUCUGUAUAUUAUACAAAAGAGCCGUGAACGUAUUAAAAUUUAGUCAUCUUACUUAUACGCACAUUCCGAAAGCUUCGUGCGCUAAGGGGAAAAGAUUUGCUUCGUGUCCGUAAGGGGCCGCGCCCGAUCGUGAGAUCACGCGCGAUAGUUACUGUGUAUGUCGUAUAGUGUAAUAAAUGGAAGAAUAAAGUUUAUUGUUUCGACGAUACCUAGUACCAAUGUACCAUGUGUCCCUGAGAUAAAUCCAGGGACAAAAGAAUCUUUCGAAAAUUCUUCGAAUAAUCGAAAAUAUAUAUUUACAAGGCUAGUCAAUAUCUGUCGAGUAGUUAUAAACGUUAGGGAAGAUAAAAAUUAAUUUUUCAUGUACGUAAAUGAAAAAAUAAAUUAUUGAAAUUUUAUUGCUGUUGAUCCGACGCUUUCAAGUGUAACGGAAAAUUUUUACAGUACAAAAAAGCGGGUCAGUUAACGUUAUUAUGCAUGAACAAGUAGAAAGGUUGACAAUGAAUAAAUUCAUGAGGAAAACUUGGAAACGUAUAAUGUGAACAAUGUUAAUGAUUUCAAGACAAUCUAGUCAUGAAACUUUCGGGUCCUGUACAUAACUGUCGAGGUCGAGUCUCAUCCAGAGUACAAGGCACGUCAGAUUCAAUUCGUGAAACUCGUGACAAGAUGAACAAAUAUCUCAGAAAUUAUUCAACGUGCAGGAAAAUUGUAUACCCCUACAACGCCCUACAAUUCAGGUCGCCCCAGAAUUUGAUUAUUCUGAUAACAACAGGUGUAUUAACAUUUAUUUAAAAAAAAAUAUUCUAAUUAAGAAUUACGUGUUUCGAUAUUUUCAAAAAAAAUAUGAUUCAAUAUAUCAUUAACAAUCGCUAUAAGCACGUGGAUGA